UAUCUGACGAAGAAGAAAACCGGCGCUGAUUUUGAACUAAAGGAAUGUGCAGAGUAGUCAGGCGUGGCUGCGUUCAUGCUGUGGCAACACACAACCAGACCUCCGCUGUUAUUUCACAUUUCCUCAAGCUGUAUGCUGGUCAGCUGAAGUGAGACAGCAUGGAGUCUGUUGUGAACCUGUAUAACCAGUUCCAGGGUCUCAGAGCUCAGCUGGACGCUCUGAAUGAGAGCACCGAACCACAGUUCCUCCAGAUAGCAAGGAACUUCGAGGACUGUCGCAAGAAGUGGCUGUUGGCAGGCGAAGAGCUGGUUUCCUGCAAAGAGAUGUUGACCAAAGUAGAAACGGAGAGGUGCGCCCUGGAAGUCAAACUGAAACACGCACGAAACCAGGUGGACGUGGAGAUCCGUCGACGGCAGAAGGCAGAAGCGGUCUAUGAGAAACUAGAGCGCCAGCUGCAGCUGAUCCGGGAUCUGCUGAUUUCAGAGAAUAACGGCAGCAGUGUGCAUUUAAGUGAGGAGCAGCGGUCUGCCCUGGCCUUUCUCAGCGCCCAUUCGCAGUCAGCACAAGGCGCAAAAACCAACCUCAACUCCAGCCGAAGAUUAACUAGAAUUGAUGAAUCAACGUCUCUGCUGUCAGAUAUCAGCUACGACCAAACGGAUGACUCUCUGGACUGGGAUUCUUCUGCCAUGAAGAUUGUGAGACUUCGCAAACGGCAGAAACGCCGCUCCUCCAGAAAACUCGCCGAUGGCCCUCCACAAGCAGGGAAGAGGUCCCGCUCCACAGGACGUACAUCAGACAGGAUUCAGAAUGAGUCUAUUGUGGCCAAAAUAACCACCACCGUGCCCGCGGGCGGUGGCGUUGUUGAGGCCGUCUCCACCAUUGAAACUGUGCCUUACUGGACCCGCAGCAGGAGGAGCGUGUUGGCUGAGACGAGCACCACCAACCACUCCAAGACCGUUGGUGAAGCCCCCGGCAUGCCGGUCUCAGCUCGGACCAAAGGGGGGAAGAAGCACCACUUCAUCCCCAAAACGGUGAUCAAGUCCGAGUUCUGUGUGCCUUGUGGAAGAAGAACCAAGUUCGGCAAGCUUUGUCUUCGCUGCCAGGACUGCAGGAUGGUGACCCAUCCAGAGUGUCGGGAAAACUGUCCGCUGCCCUGUAAUCCCUCAGCUCUUGAAACGCCCAUCAAGGGAGCAGAGGCUACUCUGGCUGACUUUGCUCCGCCCACCUCCCCCAUGAUCCCGGCCCUGGUGAUCUACUGCAUUAAAGAGAUUGAACGCAGAGGCCUUCAUGAGGUCGGCCUUUACAGAGUGUCUGGCCAUGAGCGCCUGGUGAAGGAGCUAAAGGAGAAGCUCGUCCGGGGCAAGACUCUGCCUCCUCUCAACAAAGUCGAGGACAUCAAUGUCAUCACAGGCGUCCUCAAAGAUUUCCUCCGAAAUCUGCCCGAGCCGCUCCUCACCUUCCGCCUCCACAAAGUCUUCAUGGAAGCAGCCGACAUACAAGACGACGGCAACAGUCUGGCCGUGCUGUACCAGGCCGUCAGCGAGCUGCCUCAGCCCAACCGGGACACGCUGGCCUGUCUGAUGAUUCACCUGCACAAGGUGUCUCAAAGCGUGGACACUAAGAUGGACGCAAGCAACCUGGCCAGAGUCUUUGGUCCCACCCUGGUGGGUCAUGCUGUUGCUGAGCCAGACCACAUGACCAUCCUGCACGAUACCAGCAGACAGCCGAGGAUUGUAGAGCGCCUGCUGAGCAUUCCCGGGAGCUACUGGAGUCGCUUUGCACAUCCUGAUAACGUAGGCAUGGAGGCCGCUCAGCUCGCCGACAGUCCGAGCCAAAAAGGUGGACCGACGCACAACGUCAGCAUUCUGGGGCCAGUGACCACUCCAGAACACCAGAUGAUGUCCAAGACGCCGUCCUCCAGCUCACUGUCUCAGCGGGUUAUGCAGACCCUCUCCAGUAGCACCAUAUUCGGGAGUAGGAGCAAAGCCACAUCUGCCUCCAUCCGCCAAGGAAGCUUCUUUGCUUCCCCACAGCUGAAGUAAAGACAGAGAGGCCAACGUUUUUCUUGUGUUUGGAUGUUACUGACUACUAUAAUGGCCUGUACUUUUGUCUAAUCAUGGGGAAAUCACUGUGCAAUCAUAAAAUGUGACAAUUCUUUGUUAUUUCUUUUUGUUUUUAUAACUUUGCACAUGUUUUUUUGUUUCUUCUAAGAUUUUGUGGACCACAUGUCAAACCAACAGACUAAUACACAGCAAAAAAAAAAAAAUUAAUGGAGAAAAAUA
This is a messenger RNA of Fundulus heteroclitus (mummichog), 2282 nucleotides long. Its product is annotated as rac GTPase-activating protein 1. The record is from RefSeq and is a predicted model, not a curated record. NCBI's taxonomy places the organism in Eukaryota, Metazoa, Chordata, Actinopteri, Cyprinodontiformes, Fundulidae. Gene Ontology annotation, biological process: signal transduction. Bases 159 to 2042 code for a protein of 627 amino acids. The transcript has 17 exons.